CUUAAUUAAAAUAAAAUGCUUGAAAAUAAAGCUACAAAUGUCGCUUAGUUUAAUUAUGAUCAUAGACUUCGACAAACGUAUGAAUUUUAUCAAACAUAAAUACAGAUCAAAAUGCCACGACGAAAUCACGAUGAUUACUACUACAAAGUCGAGAGGGUCACAUUUAGCGACGACGACGACUCUGCUCGUCGUCGCCGUCGCGUUCUUUGAUUUGUCGAGGGCAAUAGAGAAGUAUCCGAGAGGUAUUCCCAUGGACGAUCGUUACCUCCAAGAGUAGGGGUGGGCAUUCGGUCGGUUCGGUUUGAACCGAACCGAAAUGGUAUGUACCGACUUUCCGAAGUUUCCCACACCCUAACCGAAUUAUUUCGGUUUGGUUUGAACUGAAAUAUAUAUCGGUUCGGCUCGUUUUUUUUUUUCAUAAACCAAAAAACUCCCCACACAUAUAUUCUGCCAUCCCCACUUCCCCCUCUCUCUUUCUCAAACAACUUCUUCUUCUUUUUUUUUACAAAUCUCUCUCUCCCCCCAACAAACAAAGCCUCUCUCUCUCUCAUUCUUCUUCUUCUUUACGGGAGAUCUCUCUCCCCCCAUUUCUUCCUAACCUCUGGCCCUCUCAUUCUCCACCUUCCUUUACUUCCCCAUCCCACCACCGCCAUGAAACCACAACCUCAUUUUCGCCCAUCUCCAUCUCGAACCAGUAGAGCAAAAGAAAAUCAGUCGCACUGUCGCCAAUCUCCCUCUAUGCUUCCUGAUUUCAACUAAGGUAAGUCAUUUUUGGAUUGCAUGUCAGUUUUAGAGAUCUGAUUUUGACUUAGGAGAUGUUCAGAAAUCUUACCCAUCACUUGUUUUAUAUUUUGAAUCCUUUCGACAUUCUGACCUUUGUUUUAUUUUUUUAUUUUUUGGUGUGGCUGAGGAGUAAGAGGGUUGUGGCGAUGCCGAUCUGCUUAGAAGAGGACUACAGGUGGUGACAAGGUGUGGAGUUGGAGACGGACGUGCAGGCGACCUGAUCCGAGAAGCAAAACAAGAGAGGAAGAAGUAAGAAGAGCAGCAGAUCGAGAUAUGAAUCAUCUCAAAUCUGAUGUCCAAGGCCAAGGGGGAAGAAGACUGGUUUUUAUUUUUUAUUUAUUUUCCUUUUCCUAGGGUUAUUUGGUAGAUCUGGAAGAAGGGAGAUAGAGAGAACGAGAGGGCUAGAUCGAGUCUUUUUUAUGCGGGUGGGCUGGACUUGGGAAGUAUUUUUAUUGGGCUGUGGGAGACUCAGAAUGGGCUUGAGAACACGGGCCAUGGGACUAAUUUGUUUAAAUUCGAAACUCGGUUAGGAAUUCGGAAACUCGGUUCGGUUGAGAUGGGUCUGGUUUCCAAAUUAUGGUUAUUUCCCUUCCGAAUUCCGAACCGAUAACAUGUCUUCGGUUUUGGUUUGAACUCGGUUCGGUCCGGUUCGGGUUUACCGAAUCGGAUGCCCACCCCUAUCCAAGAGUAUAUGGAGCUGGCGCAGUUUGGGCUGACGGCGGAGAACAAGAGGAGACCAAACGCCGAGUCGCUGAAAAUGGUGAGUCUGGACAAAGGAGGCACCGAGCCUGGUUUGGACUCAACGACUUUUGUUUUCUACAUCACCGUCUUCUCCACUCGCCAUGGCAAAGCCACUUACUUGGAACGGGUUGUAGAGGGGAUUGGUGGCCGUUAUCUUGAGUCUUUCACUCAGGUUUGGUAAUAUAAGUCAAGACCAAAACAAGGGUGAAAACUUCUAAUGAUGGUGAUAUAGUGUUUUUAAGAAAAAUAAAAUAUUGUACUGGUUGCGUGAACUUACCGUACGUUUCCAAUUCAAAUUGAAUUGAAUUUACGAUAUGUUUAAGUAUCAGAGACCUCCUUAGGGACACUACAAAUUGUACGAUGUUGAGAUUCUCGGACUUGACAAAAUCGGACCGCAGUGCGUUAUUAGAGCUUCUCCAACAAUGCAAUCCUUCUUCACUUUCAAGUGUGGUCCCGUACUGCCACCUAAGCAACUCUAGCAAUUACUUCACUCUUCAAUUUCAUACUAGCUACAUCAAUGUCAUUCCAAAUGCAAUUGCACUUCUGGGUCCCACUUACAUGUUAAUACCACACAAAUGGUUAGGAAAAGAAGAAAGAAAGACAAAAACAAACAAAAGGACCCGCUUGCAAUUGCAUGUGAGAUUUUCAUGGUGUGCAAAUUUUCAUCCCUUGAAAGUGGUCUUGCAUCAAUGUCAUCCACUUUUUCAAUCGCACAUGGCUGCCACCUCAGCUUGCAACUCCCUCCAUUUGCACCAUUAGCGGCGGCGGAUCUAGGGGUGCCGCCCCUGGGCCACGAUCCAGCCAUUCCCGGAUUCAAAGCUCGUAUAAUACUUGUAAAUUUUUGAUUUUGGGUAUAUAUUUAAAUGUUUAUAGGGUUACGGCCCAACCAUCUCCAUCACUUUUUAAAUGCGGCUUAUGGGCCGUUUACUUGCCAUUCCAUUUCUGUUAGCUGCCACAACAGAAAACAAAAUUAAAAUGAAAACGAAGCUGACCAUUUCCUGGAAAACAAAACCUGAAAAAACCUUGUUUAGCUGAGAAUUUUGGUGAGUUCUGAAACUGAGUUCUGAAAAGAAAACAUGUUUAGUUGCUUCAUUCUGUUUUCUGAUUCUUGAUUAUCAUACAACCCUAGCCAUGAUUAUAAUUUUUAAUUCGAAUUAAAUAGUUUUUAAACUAAUAAACACAAUACAAGUACAACAUCUUAUAUUAAUUAAGUACUAGUACAACAUAAAAAUUCAAAUAAGUCCAGCUUGAAAGUCAUCCCACAACUUGUUUGCUAUUCCAUCUCGUCGUGCAUCCAUCGCUCGAGUUUGGCUUGAACUAUGAUUAUAUGCUUCUCGUUCUUGUCCUCCUUGCACUCCAUUGGCAUUCUCCCCCGUGCAAUAAUUUUGCCCACCAUGUUGCUUCAAUUCCUCACACAAACCGAUAAGUGGUGAAGUUGUAGGGAAAUCAACUUUGCAUUUUCAUGAAAGAGUGUCAAUGGCAACUUAAUAUCAACAAGCUCCACUGUCGAAGUGGCUGACAAAUAUCAAAGAAAGAGAGACAUUACUAGUGAUUAAAAAAAAGAUUCAAUAUACUAGCUUAAUAGACAUGCUAUGGGUUCAUGAUAAAAGAAAGAAGUAGGCAUCAAGUUAUUAGAUUAGAUUGGAAGUAACGUGCAGGGUAAAAGGUUAAAAGAGGAAGAAGUUAUCUCAAGAUUUAUAUUUUGCACAAUGAAUGGAGUAAUCCUUAGAGCCCAACUAUGUAACAAGUGUUCAGAGUAAAUUUUCACUUAAGCAUCAUACAUUUUAUCACUUGGACAGGGAAAAGAACAACAUGUGCAUUAUUGUCAAAAAUGAACUUAGAAUUAUGUAAGAAACUCCACGGGAAGAAAUAAGACUUCACCUUCAAGAUAGAGUGACGGAAAUAAUCCAUAUGGCGAAAUAACAACUGGUCCAAUCGGUGGAGUUUUCCCAUCCUGUAAAACCAAAACAAAAAUAAGCAUAACAUUGACUG
Messenger RNA from Linum trigynum, 3516 nucleotides. The record is from the annotation of a GenBank genome assembly. NCBI's taxonomy places the organism in Eukaryota, Viridiplantae, Streptophyta, Magnoliopsida, Malpighiales, Linaceae.